AUGUCAAGUCAAACGGCCGAAAAAGAAUUUAACUUCAAUUCUUCGUAUAUGUUCGUUUUAAAUAAAAAAUCAUUAACGCUGAGUGCCAAACCUAUUUACAGUCCAUUAUUGGUCGCUCCUGGCAAUACAUUUUGGCAGCUACGUUUUGAGAUUAACAGUGAAAACACAGCGUGUUGUGCAUUUUGGCUUUGUGCAAUUCCGGAUAAAUGUGAAUCUCAAAAUGUGAAUCCAAUUUGGCCCAAAAGAAAAAAUAUCAACGCGAGGAUAUUUAUAAAGGAAUCAAAUAUCUUUAUUUAUAGAUCUAUUCUUGACAGCAAAUUUGGUUAUGAAAUAAAAGGCUUAGGCUGUGAUCAUAUAAAAAUAGCUAAACUUCCAGAAAAAUUUAUAUUCGGCGUCGAAUUUGAUAUGGAUACUAAUGAGGAUCCGAUAACUGAACCGAUAAAUUUUACUCAAAAUCUUGGACUAAAAAAAGCUUGGACGAGUGAUUUAAACAAUCCGGAUACUUCUGAUGUGAAGCUCUUUCUUGGUGACCAGAUUUAUUAUGCAAACAGCAGAAUUCUAUCGACGCAAUCGAAAUAUUUCCAAGCGUUAUUCAGCGAACAUUGGGCGGAAAAGAAAAAACGAGUUCAAGAUGAUGAACGUGAAAAUAGCGCUAACAAUAAGGAAUCAACAUCAGGCUUAGAUAAAGCCAAAGAGGAUGAUCUAAAGAUUCGAGAACAGAAUCAAGACCUAACGGUUAUAGAACGUGUUGAUAACAAAAGAGCAUUCGAUUAUGAGGUCAACGUUCAAGGAACAGAUCCGAAACUUUUCUUGCAAAUGUUAAAAUAUCUUUAUACUGGUGAAGUUAUUUAUAAGAAAGACAAAUCUUCAGCCCCUUACGAAAAUGCUAUCGAUCUAUAUAAGAUAGCAGAUAAAUACCUAAUUGACGAACUUAAAGCACAGACUAAAGAAUAUAUUAUCGCAUCUUUAAACUGUGAAAAUUCAGCCGAAAUACUUUUUAUGCAUGCUUUUCUUUGUCCUGAACUUAAGGAUGAAGUAAAAAAAUUCAUUGUUGAACAUAUUACUAUAGUAUCUAAAUCUUCGGGUUAUCGGCAUAUAAUCAUGAAUAGCAACAAAUAUCCUUCAUUUCUUGAACUCAAUAAUGAGAUUUUCCUCGAUCUCUAUUUCAAAGAUAUCGCGACUUGCCAGUAUCUACAAAGCAGUCCCAAUUCCAGCUGCAACUCUUUUCACACAUCUGUUUCACCUUUAAGAUCAUCCAGCGCAGCUUCCAAUCCAACAAAUGACAAACACAAAAUACCACAGAUAUUUUUCUGCUCGGUAUUGGAGUCCACUGCGUUUACUUUCUUUACACCCGCCAAAAAUAAAUCCCAGAAUGCUCCGCUUGCUGUCGCCAGUGCUUUUCUUCGCGACGUUGGUAUUGAGAUUCGUGCAAGUGGAUCAUUAUUGUUGUCAUUGAUGUUGAUUUUUGAUGGAUUAGCGUUGGAAAUGAUGGAUGGCGAAUUUUCAGUGUGGAUAGCGAAACUGUUGCUGCCUUUACCGUUAACGUUAGCGGCCGAGUCACAUUUUUAA
Messenger RNA from Ambispora gerdemannii, 1569 nucleotides. The record is from the annotation of a GenBank genome assembly. NCBI's taxonomy places the organism in Eukaryota, Fungi, Glomeromycota, Glomeromycetes, Archaeosporales, Ambisporaceae.